Gopherus flavomarginatus (Mexican gopher tortoise) is the source of this 1235-nucleotide messenger RNA. RefSeq names its product protachykinin-1-like. The coding region runs from base 337 to 687 and encodes 116 amino acids. The transcript is spliced from 5 exons. The record is from RefSeq and is a predicted model, not a curated record. NCBI's taxonomy places the organism in Eukaryota, Metazoa, Chordata, Testudines, Testudinidae.
CUGGAUAAAUAGAGGCAACAGAGCUCAGAUUUGCAGACAGAUAAAAGGCGACUCAAGGACUUUGACAAGACAGAGGAAGAAUAGAAAGAAACAGGCAUUGAAUUAGAGAAUUGAUGUCUUAUUAAACUGAUGAGCACAGCUCUGACUCUUAUCAACUUACAGUGCAACUAUAAGACAGAAAUAAACAAAAAAGAGUGAGGAAAAAAACCAAGAUCUCACAUCUAAACUCCUUCAGCAGAACGUGAAAGAGCCCCAACCUUCUCACUGAGGUCUUUAAAACCCAACUAUUUAAACAUUUGCCAGUAGAGGUUUAGACGAGGAUCGUUGUCAAGAGCUAUGGAAAGCUUUAGAGCUUUUUUCCUGCUGGUUUUUCUUUGUUCACAGAUUUUCUGUUUUGAAGAUGUGCCCAGUUUGGAGGAAGACCCUGGGACGGCCCCAUCUCUGAAGGAUGAAGGCUUGCAGAGCGGCUCACUCCAGCGCUUGGCACAGCUGAUGAAAAGGGGGAAAUUCCAGCAGUUCUACGGCCUGAUGGGAAAACGGGCUAGUGGGGUGCCACAUACUUCACCAGAGGAGCAUAAGAGGCACCAAGGACAGACGUUCAUAGGACUCAUGGGACGAAGAUCCUCCAGUGGAGAGUCAACACAGGACUGGGACAACGGCCAACCACUUCCUGCAUGGGAGCCAUAGCAUGACACUCCAUCAGCAACCAAUAUCUGCUCCUUUCCUUCACAAGCACUAGAUUACGAUAGCUAUAUAGUCUGCUCAUCUAUUCACACCCCAUGAACGGAGUAACACAGUGCUUUCUAGUACCAGAUAAGCGCUUUAGGAUCUUUUCUUUUACUACUGUCUCCUUUUGUCAAACUGCUAUGAUGUAUAAAUGUAUUGCUGUUGCAGCGAAGAGUUGGCGCUUUCUUUACAUCACAUUCGAUGAGCAGUGCACAGGGUUAGCACAUCCCGUCCUUACUCCUGUAGACAGACAGACAUACACACUUUGGUUUCCUCGAUAAAGCCUGAAAUGUAAGUUCUUAAAAAUCAAAAGAGGAAGGAAAUGCUUAUCUAAUAACUUUUCUUCAGUUUUUUAAAGUUAAUAACCUGACUGCAGGGAGCUAGUGGGGACAUAAAAGUUGAAUAACUUAAGUACACAACGUAUAUGGCAAGAAAGCUUUAUUUUCUCUCCUUCAUCUCCCAUUUCAAUUCAUUAUGGAAUAAGCAUCCAUUGUGGGGCAAGCACAAAA